AAAGCUCAGAGAAAGAUCAAAUCAAAGGCCAUUGCUGAUGCCAAUAAGCUAAAUCGAUUUAAAGCAGAGUCGAUACAGUAUGACAUCGAUCCCAUUUUGGGCAAGCCUGGGAAUAAGUUUAUUGCGAGAAUAAUGGCUGCCAUCAACGAGCCGUAUGCUUUGUCCAUGGGCUACGAGAGAAAAGAAGUUGAAAAGCUAUUGUAUGGGGCUCAAGAAAGCAUUUUGAGUAGGAUUUCCGACAGUCUUAUAACAAAAGAAGAUAUCCUCGCAGAAGAGGAAAACAAAAGACAGGCUAUAUCGAGAAUCUUGAACAUCAAAAACACAUCUACUCCUGAUUUGAAAAAACUAGCCAUAAAUUUGGCUGUCGACGAAUUCAAGAGAGCAGAUGGCGAUACUGGCUCAAGUGAAGUCCAGGCUGCUGUUCUAACUAUAAAAAUUAUAUUCAAAUACAACCAUAUGAAAAAAUUCAAAAACGAUUUUGCAAACAUAAGAGGUCUAGGCCAAUUGGUCCAGGAAAGACAGAAAACCUUGAAAUACUUGAAGAAAAACAACCCUGAGCAAUACUUUUAUGUGAUUGAAAAACUAGGCUUGACUGACAGGGCUGUCACCACCGAAUUCAAUCUAAGCAAGGAGUACAUGCAAAACUUCAAGAUCUAUGGCGACAGGGUCUUGGUCAAGAGAAGUAACAAGGAAAUCCAAAGACAACGUAAGAUUGAUAAGAAGUUGAAGAAG
Molecule: messenger RNA, 732 nt
Organism: Ascoidea rubescens DSM 1968
Lineage: Eukaryota; Fungi; Ascomycota; Saccharomycetes; Ascoideales; Ascoideaceae
Gene: MRPS28
Product: mitochondrial 37S ribosomal protein uS15m
Exons: 2
Biological process (GO): translation
Cellular component (GO): ribosome
Molecular function (GO): structural constituent of ribosome
Source: RefSeq, a predicted model, not a curated record